AUGGCUCUGCAUGGCUGCAGCCUCCUCUGGGCUGUGGCCAGGGCCAGAGGUCCUCAUCUUCUUGUGAACUCCAGCUGUUUUCUGCAUUCUCCUUCUCUGGCAUUUGUCCAACUAGUGGAGUCUAAUUUAAACCGAACGUGUAUUAAAGACUCUGAAAGCCAGCAGUUCCUUUACUGCACCCGUCGGUGCACUGGACUACCUCAAUUGCGAACUAAUGCAGUGCAGACAUUUCAUACAUCUGCUUACUGGCAUCAAGAACUUCAAGAGAAACCUCAAUCUAACCAACGUACUGCAAACCAGAGUGUUGAGCAUACUGCAGCUGUAUCUGACAAGGGCAUAGAGACUGCUGUGGGGAAAAAAUCCUUGAGCCAAAGAAUUAUGGAGGAGCUGAAACACUAUUACAAUGGAUUCCACUUGCUUUGGAUUGAUACAAAAGUUGCUGCCAGGAUGGUAUGGAGGCUGCUACAUGGGCAGGUUCUCACUAGGAGAGAGAGGCGAAGGCUGCUGAGAACCUGUGCUGAUCUCUUCCGGUUGGUCCCCUUUUUGGUCUUCAUCAUUGUUCCCUUCAUGGAGUUCCUGUUACCCGUAUUCCUGAAACUCUUCCCAGAAAUGCUGCCGUCGACAUUUGAGACGCAAUCUAAAAAGGAGGAAAAACAGAGGAAGAAAUUAAGUGCAAAGUUAGAGCUGGCAAAAUUCCUGCAGGAGACCAUUGCAGAGAUGGCAAGAAGGAACAAAGCAGACACGGGAGAGGCCACCAAACAGUUCUCCUCCUAUGUACAGCAGGUUCGUCAUACUGGCCACCAGCCCAGUACCCAGGAGAUCGUGCGCUUCUCCAAGCUUUUUGAGGAUGAGCUGACCCUUGAGCAUUUGGAACGGCCCCAGUUGGUAGCACUCUGCAAACUGCUUGAACUGCAGCCCCUUGGCACCAAUAACCUACUCCGCUUCCAGCUUCUGAUGCAGCUGAGGACUAUAAAAGCAGAUGAUAAGAUGAUUGCCAAGGAAGGCGUUAAUGGCCUAAGUGUAUCUGAACUGCAGAGCGCAUGUAGGGCCAGAGGAAUGAGGUCGCUGGGUCUCUCAGAGGAGCAGCUCAAAGAACAACUCAGACAGUGGCUGGAUCUUCAUCUAAAGGAGAACGUUCCCCCCUCCCUGCUCCUACUUUCUCGUGCCUUGUACUUGAUCGACGUAAAGCCAAAGCCCAUUCCAGUGCCACCGGUGGAGGCUCAGAGGAGUGAGGCUGCUGCAGGGAGCUCGGUCCUCCAAGAGGUCUUGGUGGAUUCUGCGCCUGUGAUGCAGGGAUUGAAGGACGAAGAAAUGAUAUUGCAGCCGUCAGAGAAGUUGCCUGUCCCUGAAGUAUCAGUGAAGCCCCAUCCAGGAGAGAUGAAAAUGGAAGCAUCUCAGAGCAGCAAGGCCAGUGCCAAUGGAGUCUGAGCCCCUGCUGAGCUGGACAGUGGCUUAGGACACAGAGAUGGGAAAGCUCUACACCUCCAUACCUUGACCAGAGUAACUGGAUCAGCAGUUUCUCCACAGGUUCUUUCCAUGCCAAGGCUUCAGCAGCCCCCAGGGGGGCUUUUGAAUCUAUUCCAGGUUGUUUUAUUAGCAACUCGACUGCGCAAAGGACCCACCUGUCCCAUGCCAGCCUUUCCUUGAAUAUUACCAUCUCCCUACACUAAUUUAUGUUGUAAAUAUGUAAAUACUGUCCCUUACGGCUGGAGCUGUCCCCUUCCCCCUGGCUCUGUGCAGAUGGGACUUGUGCUCUUAUAUAUUAAUACGACAGCAUUUUAUUUUUUCCUCAGGGUCUGGCCAGCGACAGUGGGCAGGCUUGGUGCUUCCCUUCCCUCUUCCACAUUGCAAAAUCAUGGGACUUGACGCUUGCUCCUGCUGCAGCAAGUCAUGCAAACUUGAGCCCUCUCGGUAGUUGCCACUAAACCUGUGACCAGAAUGUCACACACAACACUUGGGUUAAACCAGCUUGCUUGGUGGCCAGGCUUGCUCCAAGAAGGAAAGACUAUCAGCAUCGUUAGUGAAGUUACUGGAAAACUGCCAGGUCAGGCAGGUUUUGCUGUUAUGUUCAUGCAGUCCUAGCUAUGGAGAGGAAAAUCCUCAUUGCAUGUAAUGUCUGUUGCCUGCCCGAGCUUGGCUGAACAUGGCAUCUGCCAGUGUCCUGGCCACCAGUUUGACAGGCUUGCCCAUGUGGCUUCUCCAUUGCAGCCUUGUGCCAAGCAGCAGAGGCCUGGGCUUUCGCAGGACUCUGUUCCCCAUGAUAAGCCUGACAGUGGACUUGCAUCUUGAAACCCAGUCCGUCUGCUCAGCGCUCCCCAGUGAUGAGGGAUCUGCACCACACCUUGUUUUUUAAGCAUUUCUUUGUGAGCUCCUGUGGUGACUCUUCCCAGCACCUGUAGAGGAAGAUACUGAAAAGCUUUUUUAGAACUUAUUCAUUCACACCCACCCACCCCCAGUGCUACAGAUGUUCAGAGCCUGCUUGUUUUUAUGGACAUAUUGAACUGGAUUAUUUUUACUUACUGCAAAAUGUCAAGAUUGGCUCAGGUGCCAAGCAGAGUUGCUCCUUUCAUGGCAGGCUGAGGCUUCAGACCACCUGCUGGCUGCAGCCGUGCUCAGCCAUAUCAGCACUCAAGCUCCCUACCUUGGGCUUGGGCAACCGUGUCCCCACUACUGUACUCCUGGUUAGUAACUCUGUGUCCCUGGACACUGCAAGCUCUGCCUUGCAAACACAAAAGUCAUAUAAUGCUAAACAGUUGUGCUGUCUUGCUAGUGGUUAUACUGGAGCAGUGCGAUUGCAAUAAACAGCAACGCUGCUCAAGUGUC
This is a messenger RNA of Gavialis gangeticus (Gharial), 2823 nucleotides long. It is a transcript of the gene LETM2, whose product is annotated as leucine zipper and EF-hand containing transmembrane protein 2. The coding region runs from base 1 to 1428 and encodes 475 amino acids. Gene Ontology annotation, biological process: intracellular monoatomic cation homeostasis. Gene Ontology annotation, cellular component: mitochondrial inner membrane. Gene Ontology annotation, molecular function: ribosome binding. Lineage: Eukaryota; Metazoa; Chordata; Crocodylia; Gavialidae. The record is from RefSeq and is a predicted model, not a curated record. The transcript is spliced from 10 exons.